This is a messenger RNA of Lytechinus variegatus (green sea urchin), 1807 nucleotides long. Its product is annotated as probable tRNA N6-adenosine threonylcarbamoyltransferase, mitochondrial. The record is from RefSeq and is a predicted model, not a curated record. The transcript is spliced from 9 exons. Gene Ontology annotation, cellular component: mitochondrion. Gene Ontology annotation, biological process: tRNA threonylcarbamoyladenosine modification. Bases 247 to 1506 code for a protein of 419 amino acids. Lineage: Eukaryota; Metazoa; Echinodermata; Echinoidea; Temnopleuroida; Toxopneustidae.
CAAAAUGGAUGCGCCCAUAUGUAAAGUAAAGCCGUGGCGGGGGAGGGCUACCUAAAGAAAGUUGCAAAGGGAGGUAUGUGGACAGUGGAAGGGACCCAGCCCCAAGUAAAAUCGCAGUUCAUGAAACAGAUUAUUCCAUGACUUUUAAAGUAACUCUUGAUCACGGACUUCUUACCAAAAAACAACGUCACAUAAAUUGAGUUUAAGCCAGGACUGCAGAGAAAACUAAGUGGAAGAUUGAAUGAAAUGGCACCACCCAUAUCGGCAUCCCGAGCUCCCAUCAUGCACCUGCUUCGAAGUCGUACUCCAUCAUCCAUCGUGACCGCUCCACUGUGUAGAUACCAUCGACGGUUCUAUGGUAGGUUAGUGCUCGGUAUUGAGACGACGUGUGAUGACACUGGAGCUGCAGUCAUGGAUGAUUCGGGAAAGAUACUUGCAGAAAGACUUCAUACUCAGAAGAGGAUUCAUGCCAAAAAUGGGGGUAUCAUCCCUCCUCUGGCUCAGGAUCUUCACCGACAGUUCAUUGACCCCGUUGUUCAAGGUACUAUCAAGGAUGCUGGGAUAGAGGCUAAGGACUUAUCAGCAGUAGCCUUAAGUACCAUGCCUGGCAUGCCUCUCUCAUUGUGGGUUGGUUUACAGUACACUAAGGAUAUGCUGCUUCGUCAUCCCCAUCUUCCACUUAUCCCAAUCAAUCAUAUGGAGGCUCACGCCCUUACAGUGAGAAUGAUAGAAAGAGUAGACUUUCCCUUUUUGGUGCUACUUGUUUCUGGUGGUAACUGCAUCCUGGCUGUAGCUCAAGGAGUAGGAGACUUCAAGGUUCUUGGUGUGACACUGGAUGACGCUCCAGGAGAGGCAUUUGAUAAGGUUGCUAGACGCCUGAAGCUUCAGCACCACCCAGACUGCCUCGGAUUGAGCGGAGGACAAGCGAUAGAGAAGAUGGCCGAGAACGGCAACAUCAGGCUAUUGAUGGAACGAGGGGUCCCCAUGAGCCAUCAUAGAAAUUGUAACUUCUCCUUUGCCGGUCUCAAGAACAUGGCAAACUGGCUUAUACAGCAUCAUGAGGUUAGACAAGGUCUGUCCGUCUCUGAAGACGAUCAUCUCGACACCGUUCAUGACAUAGCGGCAUCCUUUCAGCACAAGUUAACGCAGCACCUGAUCAUACGGAUCGCUCGGGCCAUGCUCUAUUCCCAGCAGACCGGUCUCAUCCCAGAAGAGAACCAGACACUGGUUGUUUCGGGAGGAGUUGCUAGCAACAAGUACAUUCGCAAGGCCCUAGACUUCACCGCCAGUCACUUCAAGUACAAACUGAUCUGCCCUCCUCCGCACCUGUGCACAGACAAUGGAGUCAUGAUUGCUUGGGCUGGGGUAGAAAGACUAAGACUAGGCAUGGGCUUUGCUGAUGAUCCUCAGUCUGUCAGAUUCCAACCAAAGAUGCCCCUUGGUGAAGAUAUUUCAGACCAGGUGAGGGAAGCAAACAUCAAAGUAAAAAGAAUUAAGUUUUGGUGAAGAGAAUGGAAGGAUCUACAUCAAGACUGGAAUAGAGCCAAGUCAAGGCUUCUAAUUCAAAGAAUUGUCACGGCCUUACUCGCUAAAGCUUGCUUUGGUUUCAAGUUUAGGUGAAAAAAUGUGUGCAAUCUCCAGCAGAACAGGAAAUAGUGACAAGUUAAGGCUGCCGAUGCUGCUAAUUCUAAGAACUGUCCAAGGCCCUGUAUGCGAAAACUUGCUGAAAAGGUCAAGUCCCCCUCAGAAAAAUGUUGAUUUGAAUCAAUAGAGAAAAAUCAGACAAGCACAAUGCUGAAAAUUUCAU